This is a messenger RNA of Pterocles gutturalis (yellow-throated sandgrouse), 2429 nucleotides long. RefSeq names its product dishevelled-binding antagonist of beta-catenin 2 (gene DACT2). The transcript has 3 exons. Gene Ontology annotation, biological process: negative regulation of nodal signaling pathway. The annotation marks the transcript as partial. Gene Ontology annotation, cellular component: cytoplasm. The record is from RefSeq and is a predicted model, not a curated record. NCBI's taxonomy places the organism in Eukaryota, Metazoa, Chordata, Aves, Pterocliformes, Pteroclidae.
UCUCGUUUGAGGAAACAGGAUGUCGGCUUGAAAAGCCACCUGGAUCAGCUAGACCAACGAAUAAGUGAGCUGAAAUUGGACGUCAGCAAGACCUCCAGUGAAUACUUGGAUAGUGACAGCCGACCCAGCUCAGGCUUCUAUGACCUGAGCGAUGGUGGUUCUUGCUCACUCUCCAAUUCCUGUACCUCUGUGUACAGUGAGUCCAUCUCCUCCUCCCACACCAGUCUCUUGCCCAGCUCUCAACACCCUAAAGCAAGGCUCAGCGUGUUUGAUUACCGACCCAAAUCUGCAGACGAAACUACUGUGCACACCACCAGCUUCCAACACCAGGGAACCUAUGUCAGCGAUGGAUGUCGGAUUACAGCUAGCGCAGACAUUGCUGGGACUCCUGCCAGGUCCCGACCAAGGCCAGUUUCCACAGGUGACUUGGAAAGACUCAUUCCAGCAGGUGCUAGAUUUCAGAAGGAGACAGAUCCCAAAUCCAUGUUGCCUCAGUGCCAGGCCAGAGACGUGCACUUGCUCAGCGUGGACCCCAAAUUCCAGAACGACUUGGUCUCCAAGAAUGGCAUUGAUGUGUAUCCUUACCCAAGCCCCCUUCAUGCGGUGGCUUUACAAAGUCCCCUUUUCUCCCUGGUGGGGACAUCCCCAGAGGCAGACUUUCAGGUUCCUCCCAGCAAACCCACAUCCAGUGAGACAGGUCCCAGCUUGAUUAGGACUAGGCCAACCACUGAGGCCAAGCCAGGGAGUUACAUCAGUAAAUUACUGCAGCUGACGAGAUGCAAAGGGAACAAUCGGGCUGAUGCCAGCGAGUGGGUUUCAACAAAGAGCCAGCCAGCCCCAAUGCACCAAAGACUCAUUAUAACUCCCAGUGCCGGUGGAGUGAAAAUUAACAGCAGCAGUAGCCAGCUGGAAAAACAAGCGAGUUCUCUGGAGAGUAACAAAGCUGAAAGGAAGCUGCGGAGAGAGGUGCCGGAGGGGGAAUGUGCCAAGCAGCAGGAGACCAUGCGCUGUGUGAAUGAAGAACAGCCAUCCGCUCGGCCUGACAUGGAGUCAUCAGCUGUGAAUAGUUGUUAUCCUGCCAAGUCAGCAGCAAGUGGCUCUCCUCUGGCAGAAGCAACGGAGAGCAGCGUGGAGUGCAGUUCAUCCUGCUCACAGUUGUGCCAGGAGGACUCCAGCACGGGCAGCUGGAACUCUAAAGCUGUCCCACCCAGAAAGCUGUCCCUCAAAAGGUGUGGUAAUGCCAAAUCGGCUAACGCUGGGGGUCAUGAGCGAGUGGUACAGAGUGAGUUCGUUCAUGCUCAGUUCGUACCUGCAGAAUCUCACCAAAUUCGGGUCAGGUUUGCCAGCUCCAAAACAAAGGCGGUGAAGGUAAAGAGAAGGAACAGUGAAAAGGUGCUGCGGCCUGGGAAGCAAACCUUUUGCAUGGAGAAGGUGAGAGGGGUCCAUGGAGCUGCCAGGCUGCCUGCUGAGUGGAAUCAGCCCCAGAGGCCACACGGAACAAAGAGCCUCAUGCGGAGACCUUCGUAUUCUGGUGAUGUGACAGGCAGGUCAUGCUCUGAGUCUAGCCUGUUCCCUGUGCAGUUCAGGCUCCCCACCGUGCCAUCCAGGUAUUCCCUUGAAGCAGCUUGCACGGGCAACAAGAAGAAGCAGCGCAAGUGGCAGUCCACAGUGGAGAUCUCUGCCAAGGCCCACCUGACCAGCCUGUCCAGUGGCUUUGGCCUGGGAGCACCGAGGCACCCGGCAAGGAGAACUGGCGUCCUGCGCACUGUCAGAAUGAGGGCUCGCUCCAAGAGUCAGCGCCACGAAGCUUAUGCCAGAAGUGAGUCAGACCACUCCGAGUACUCUGCGGAGUGUGCUUCCCUCUUUCACUCCACCAUCGCAGAGACCAGUGAAGGGGAGGUCAGCGAUUUCACGAUGAACCGUUUUGGGGACAGUGAGUCCAGUGAAAGCGAUUCGGAUGGCAGCAGUAACGGUAGCAGCCUUGCUCUUGACUAUGAUGAAGGGGAUGAAAGUGAGCUGAUCUGGCCUGAAGGUUCGGUCAGACAAUCGGGGACUGUCCUGGUCUCUUCCAAGCCUCUUCCCCCAGUGCCCAAAAUCUGUCGCAUCAAAGCUUCAAAGGCACUAAAGAAGAAGAUUAGGAGAUUCCAACCUGCCUCUCUGAAGGUUAUGACGAUGGUUUAAGGGAGAGCAAGCAUCUGUUUGUUACAGUGAGACGUCCUGCUGGUUCUCAUUUGUGAAACAAGAGAAGCCAUGUGCAGAGAAAAGGACUUGCUUAAACGAACUGUGAAUAACCCCUGCAUCGAGACAAGGGAUCUUCUUGUUUGUUAAUGCCUGGACAUAAACAUCACUGUAUCUAAUUUCCUCUUUUGUCAUUUAUUCUGUAAAUAUGGAUCUGUGUAUAUUAUGUGAUGCCUUUUUUUGCUAUACAG